Molecule: messenger RNA, 621 nt
Organism: Fomitiporia mediterranea MF3/22
Lineage: Eukaryota; Fungi; Basidiomycota; Agaricomycetes; Hymenochaetales; Hymenochaetaceae
Exons: 3
Coding region: 1-621 (206 amino acids)
Source: RefSeq, a predicted model, not a curated record
AUGCAAAACUUCCAACACUUAUUCCCUAACAUUUCCAAGACAAGAGUCGUUGGACCCACCACAGGGGUUUUGGGGGCAGUUCUCAUUUGCCUUGCAAUAUUCUUAUAUAUUCGACGCCGCACAAUCCCUUGGCCAUCCGUGAUAAGGAGAGAGCAUAGAAAAAAGAAUGCCGAAGAAUCAGUACUGCCUGCAGUCCCAGAGAACGAAAAUAACGCGGUGUCACUAACUUUGCGUCUGGAAUCUGGACGACGCAGUUGGACAGGCCAUACAAGCGAGCAUGGCGGCCGAGCAGGGGUAGUGUCUCGUCAGCACCUCACAGAGGCGACGAAUAACAUAUUGAAGCACCCAGCACCCAGCUUAAACAACGUGCCUGAGAGCCUGCAGAGCACGCCUGUGCCUAUGUCUUCAGUGAUGCAGGAAAUGGAUAACAUUCGCGCACGAAUGGCAGAAUUGGAAAGGCAACAGCAGGAAACAAGGCGGAACUUGCAUCUUUCGAGCGUUGAUUCAGGCGAGGCUAAUGAUAACCGAUCCGAUCAGCGCCGCUGGCGUAUUCAGAUGACGGUCGUUACUGAAAUAUCUGAUUACUGUAAAGAGAUAGGCUGGACGAAGCCCGGGUCAUAG